AUGGCAAGAAUAGAAGAAGGAGACAUUAAAGACAAAGAAAAAGAGGUAGAUUUACUGGGCGAAAUCGCAGUUUCGGCGAACAACCAAGGCAAAUCCAUCCCGAGGAAACGAGACUACCGACAGAGAGCGCACUGUAACCCUUUAUCGAACGGAAAGUGGGAGGAUUUACCGACGGCGCCGGAUUCAUUUCGAGAGGAUGCGCACUUUGAGAGUGCGUUUUUAGACAAGUUAAGAAUGGAAAAGAAAGGAGAAAAGGAGGCGAAAAUAACGUUCGCGGAUAUCGGGUGCGGGUUUGGCGGUUUGCUCGUUCGGUUGAGCCCGUUGUUUCCGAAAGAGUUGAUUAUUGGGAUGGAAAUUCGGGCGCAAGUGUCCGAGUACGUUCGCGAACGCGCUUUGGCGCUGAGGAAAGAACAUCCAGGCGAGUAUCAAAACAUUUCAGGUUUGAGGACAAACUCGAUGAAGUUUUUACCGAACUAUUUCCAGAGAGGUCAGCUGAAGAAGUUGUUCUUUCUGUUCCCGGAUCCGCACUUUAAACGGUCGAAACGACGUCGACGGAUAAUACAAACGGCGUUGAUUGCAGAGUACGCGUUUUGUUUGCGCGAGGGCGGGAUUUUAUACACGCAAACGGACGUAGAAGACGUCGGGGAUUGGAUGAAAGAGAAGUUAGACAUGCAUCCGUUGUUCCGACCGAUGACGGAAGAGGAGUUAAACUCAGACGUGUGCGUGGAGUUGUUGAGACGAGGGACGCCGACGGAAGAGGGACAAAAAGUAAAACGCAAUAGCGGAUCGACGUGGUUACAUUGUUACGUCAGAGUACACGGAAAUCCGAGAUAUUAG
Molecule: messenger RNA, 837 nt
Organism: Bathycoccus prasinos
Lineage: Eukaryota; Viridiplantae; Chlorophyta; Mamiellophyceae; Mamiellales; Bathycoccaceae
Product: tRNA (guanine-N(7)-)-methyltransferase
Exons: 1
Coding region: 1-837 (278 amino acids)
Biological process (GO): tRNA methylation; RNA (guanine-N7)-methylation
Cellular component (GO): tRNA methyltransferase complex
Molecular function (GO): tRNA (guanine(46)-N7)-methyltransferase activity
Source: RefSeq, a predicted model, not a curated record